Molecule: messenger RNA, 4134 nt
Organism: Caenorhabditis sp. 36 PRJEB53466
Lineage: Eukaryota; Metazoa; Nematoda; Chromadorea; Rhabditida; Rhabditidae
Source: the annotation of a GenBank genome assembly
AUGAGAUCCCGGAGUGGCUCCGGGGUCCGUUUGGACCGCAUUCUAUUCAUGGUCGAGCAGACGAUUUGUGCGCAUCAAAAUCCGAUCACAGCGCUUUUUGCCAAUCAGAAAGACUUUCCAGGUAUAGAAACUAAUAAAGCAGUGUAAUUUAUCGAUCGAAUCGUCAUUCCAGGUCACGCUUGGGUUCGCGACAACGUGUACAUCGCGCAGGCUCUGUGGGCUCUGUACAGAGCAUACAUGAAGUGCGCGGAUUUCGACGAGGAUCUCACAAAGGCCAAAGAGCUUGGAUUCACCUGGUAAAUUUCCACAUGAAAACUCAAAAAUAUCUCCUUUCUCAGUGUCAAAAUGAUGCAGUCAAUACUGGAAUGUUUGAUGCGACAAGCCGACAAAGUUGAGCUCUUCAAGAAGUUCCAACGUCCGCUCGACGCCCUGCACUCCAAGUUCGCAGUGGACACAAAGAGCACAGUGUGCGGAGACGCCGACUGGGGACAUCUUCAGAUGGACGCCAUCUCCCUGUACCUUCUGACGCUCGCUCAAAUCACCGCAUCCGGUCUUCAAGUCGUUCGCAACUUUGACGAAGUCGCCUUCAUCCAGAACCUCGUCUACUACAUCGAAACUGGAUAUCGCACUCCGGAUUACGGAAUUUGGGAACGCGGAGACAAGACUAAUCAGGGCAUCCGAGAGCUCAACGCCACGUCGAUCGGAAUGGUCAAAGCGGCGCUUCAGGCUCUGAACGACGUCGGCGAUCUGUUCGUGGACGGCUCGAGAGGCUCAGUUGUGCACGUUCUUCCGGACGAAAUCGAACAGUGCUCGGCCGUUCUUUCCAGCAUGCUCCCCAGAGAGUCGUUCAGUAAAGAGACAGACGCGGCCCUUCUCGGCAUCAUCAGCUACCCGGCAUUCUGUGUCGAAGACCCAGAACUAGUCUCUCAAACCCGCGAAACCAUUACUCAACGCCUGAUGGGCAAGUACGGAUGUCGGCGAUUUAUGAGAGACGGCUACAAAACCGUUUUGGAAGACGCUUCGCGGUUGUACUAUAACAAAUCGGAGCUGCAACAGUUUGAAGAUAUUGAAUGCGAAUGGCCCAUCUUCUUCUGCUACCUUAUUCUCGACGCAAUGUACUCGAAGGACGACGAUGCGGUGGAGGCGUACUGGCGGCAGUUGGAGAAUGUUCUCGUGCUGAGCGAAAAGGGAUUCCGGCUGGUUCCCGAGUUGUACGUGGUCGCGAGAGAACACGUGGCUGCCGAGAAAGAACAUCCGAACACUCAAGUCAGAGCUCCAGGCGGAGCCACGUAAGUCUCACAACCUGAUAUUGUAAAGGUUCACUUCUUUACAGACCGUUCCUCUGGGCUCAAUCGCUCUACGUGAUCAUCUGUCUUCUUUACGAAGGAUUCCUCAGUCCCGCUGAACUCGACCCCCUCAGUCGUCGUCUUUCCGUCUACGAGAAGCGACCACCGUGCGAAGUGCAAGUGACUGUGCUCGCCGAGUCCGCGGAAGUCCAGAGGGAGCUCAGAGCUCACGACAUCUUCGUGCAAAGAGUCGACGAGAUCGACCCGGUGUUUACGAUUCUUCCAGCUUCGGCGUUGGCUCAUUUGCUGGCCAAGUAGGAGAAAAUCCAAAAACGUUUUCAGCUAACCAGCUUUUCAGAAUUGGCGAAUCCAAAAAGCUGAAUCUCUCUGGCCGUCCUCUAGAACGCCCGAUCGGCCUUCUAAGCACAUCGAGAUUAUACCAGAUUGGCAACAAAUUCGUCAUUUUCACUCCGCAAUUCAUGGACUCCAGACGGUCCCAUCUAAUGUACGAUAUCAGAAUUCUUACGGACGAAUGGAGCAGUGAACUUCAGUACAUUUACGCCUCCUGGAACAGUGUGAGCAUCAGCGGAAGACCUCUCGUCGUCCUGGUUAUCACUCAGGGAAUGCUCUCCACCGUAAGCAUCACUUUUUCAAUUUAUGCUCAUUCAUUCAUUCCAGGAGGGUCUUUCUCACUUCUCGAACAUUCACCUUAAUCGUCACAUGAAGUCGACCGUGAUCGGAGCAAUCAAGAAGAUAAACACGGGAUAUUUGAGCGGAGCCAGGUACGAGCAGUGGUUCAUUCGAACGGACUCACCCCCUCCAGCUUUUGCAGAGUCGUCAUGAAGGAUUUAUCGGACUUUUUCCGCACUACAGCGGUCAGCAAAAUGGAGUUUAGAGACACGAGUGCCGAGGAAAUGCUGAGAAGUGUGAUGGCUGAGAAAGUGCAGUUCACUCUUCAUACCGAGGAUACCACCGAGGCUAAAAGUGAGAUAAUCAGAAAGAUUUGACGAUUUCUCAACCCCUUCUGAGAUUCUUUAGGCGAGAAGAUCGCUUCACCACGUGGCAACCGCGGCCUUCGUCGCGGAGAAUCCGUCAAAGAUCGGAGUGCGUACUCGCUCGUCCACAAGGCCUCAAUGCGUCACCGAUCGAUCGCCCUCGACAGCAACGACGCGGAUCUCAUUCAGCUUCGUCUCGCCUACAAAUCGCGUCCCAGAGAUCUGCAAGACGCUGCCGGAGGAUCUCCGCCGUCGGCUCAACGCCCACUCGGUUUAGUUAAAGAAAACAGCUCCGGAGAGCUGAGGCAGCAAUUACUGAAGACGACGAGACGAGGAGCGGAGAAUGAGACGGCUCAUCGGGAUCUGAAAGCGGAGCAGAUGAACGAGAUGAAGGCGGACGAUCUGCUAGAUUUACUCAAUGAGACUACCGUUCUUGAGGAGCAAAUAUCGAUUGUGCAUUGUCUUUGGAUGAAAUUGUAAGUUCCCUGGGACAAAACUCGAAAAAUAACUCGUUCAGCGGACCCGACUACGACACUGAGCUCGGCUGCCAGCACAUCACCGUCCGAAUGCUCAUGGAAGAGGUUCAUGCGAAGGCGUGCGAAGCCCGUGAAUGGGCACUCGUACGUCUGACAGCCGGUCUGCUCAAAAAGCAACUGGAAGAACUGAGCAAAGCAGUCACUCAUCUGCUGGUCAGACAAAAGCAGAUCACGGUUAGAUUUGUGCCUGCUUUUCCCAUUCAUCUACUUCAAUUUCAGGUCGGAAUCGCAUCGAAAAAAGAGGAAGUGAUCACGUGUCCGAAAACAAACGAAGAGCUCGAAAAGAUCAUGAACCGAGCCUACGGAGACGAUCCAAACUCGUUCACUCUCGCCCAGGAAAUCAUUGUUUAUCUAGGCUCUUUGGUUCGAACUGAGCCCAAACUCUUUCUGGAAAUGUUCCGCCUCCGCAUCGGACUCAUCAUCCAAGUGCUCGCCUCCGAACUAGCACGUCUCCGUAAUCUGUCUGGCGUCGAAGCCGCCGACACGCUUCUGACGGUCUCUCCAUUCGAAUUGAAGUCCAUGAUAUUCUCACUUCUGUCGGGACGCCUUCUCGAAGAAUACGCGGAGGACGGUUUCCAUUACAGCGACACAAUGAGAGAUACGCGCACUGGAAUCGGCUCUUUCCGUCGGCAAAUCGAGGAGAGAAAGUCAUUGAGGAAAUCGACGAGAAGCAUGGGAGGAAUGGAGAUUCCCAAGGAAGAGGACGAAUACGAUGAAGCGGACGAAGACGAUUUCCAGUUUGGAAUCUGGCUGAGACACCGCCGAAUCGACGGAGCACUCAACAGAGUCCCCAGCAGUUUCUACGCCAUUCUCUGGGAUACUGUACAUAGAAUGCCGCACGGAGUGAAGAUCAACGACACGAUUCUCCAUUGGGGGCUCACUCAGGAGAUGACGCGCAAAGAGAUCAAGUUCGCAUUGGAAGUGGAAGAGGCGCUGAAUCGAAUUGCGGAGCCCGAGUACCGAGAAAUCAUCGUCGAAGCUAUGUGGUUGCUCGGAAGACUCGAGAAGCUGGUGCUCAUGGAGGAGCCCAAAAUUCCCAAAGAUCGCCCGUUGGAUGUGGACGCCAUUCUUCACGUGGCCAAUAGCAUUUUUGUGGAUCACAAUGUCUGCAUCGUCAAAUUAUUGUAACCAAAUAGACGUUUAUUUCAGAAGCAACUGGAGACCAUUGUGAUGGAGUGCUGCGCCUCGGAUACGCCGAACACGACUCGAUGUGACGGCGCCCGCGGAAUCUGUAAGCACUUCUACGACUCAGCGCCCGCCGGAGAGUACGGUACCAGCCACUACAUCAUCCGUGCGCUCAUGCAACUCUACUCCUAA